ACACUCCAACACUACUGAUGGCGGAAAUGCAUCAUAAGCUGGUUUGCCAACCGCAAUAAAACAUUAAAGAAGAUGGGGUGUGACGUAAAUGGCGGAGGACGUAUGAUGCUCGCGCUUGUCUAAAUAAAUACACAGACCGCAUAAAACAACAGUUUCCAGAUGUCUGAGGACGUCUAUGAGAAGUUCCUUGCUCCAGAGGAGCCGUUUCCACUGCUGUCACAGCGAGGAAACUUCAGUGAAGAUGCCACACUGGACAUCAGUGACUUUGGGUGUCAGCUGUCAUCAUGUCACCGAACAGACCCAUUGCAUCGCUUUCACAGCAACAGGUGGAACCUGACGUCGUGUGGCACCAGUGUGGCGAGUUCAGAGUGCAGUGAGGAGCUCUUUUCCUCUGUGUCUGUAGGAGAUCAAGACGACUGCUACUCCCUUCUGGAUGAUCAGGAGCUCACCUCCUUUGACCUGUUUCCUGAGGGCAGCGUCUGCAGCGAUGUCUCCUCCUCCAUCAGCACAUACUGGGAUUGGUCAGACAGUGAAUUUGAGUGGCAGUUACCAGGCAGUGACAUAACCAGUGGCAGUGAUGUGUUGUCUGACAUUAUUCCAAGUGUGCCCAGUUCACCCUGCCUCGUUUCCAAAAGAAAAAACAAACUGCACCGGAAUCUGGAUGAGCUGCCCUGGAGCGCCAUGACUAAUGAUGAACAGGUGGAAUAUAUUGAAUAUUUGAGUCGUAAAGUCAGCACAGAAAUGGGUCUUCGGGAGCAGCUUGAUAUCAUAAAGAUAAUUGACCCGAGUGCACAGAUAUUGCCAACUGACAGUGAAUUCAUCAUUGAACUGAACUGCCUCACAGAUGAAAAACUCAAACAGGUAAGGAGUUACAUCCGUGAGCACAGUCCGCGGCAGCGGGCGAGCAUGGUGCGUGAUGGUUGGAAGCGGAGCGUGGCGAGCAGUGGCAGCACCAGUGGCGUAAGUGCUCACAGCAGCAGUAACGCCAGCAUGGUGAGCAGCUCUAGCAGCAGCACUGGAUCCACCAGAUCAAACUCCUCCACCAACAUCAGCCGCGCACACAGUGAUGGAAACCUAGCCACCGCUGCAGAGCGCAUACGAGACUCUAAGAAACGAUCCAAGCAGAGGAAGAUGCAGCAAAAGGUGUUACGUAAGCGACAGCUGAAAGAGCAGAGACAAGCACGUAAAGAGCGAUUGAGCGGUCUCUUCCUCAAUGAAGAAGUGCUGUCACUCAAAGUUACAGAGAAGGAAGACCAUUGGGAUGAUGUUGAUGUGUUGAUGUGACAAUAGUGAAUGAUUCUGUGUUCCUUCUAAGCCUCUUCCAUACAGCAUCAGUCACUUGUCUCUACACAUCUCUCUGCCAUCAGCAGCUAAACAUUACAAAUACACAUCUUUAGUUGUAUUGACCAAGCAAAGUCUCUCCACGGCCGUAACAACUGUCUGACACAAAAUAUCAAAAAUGCAAAAUGCAGUCUGACCAAACAUAUCCUCGUUCAUAUGAUUGAGAAAUUAGGAUUGACGAAAAAAGGUGUCUUGUAAGUAGGGAUGGUCCAAUUGUUUGGCCAUGUCAUCACGUGACUCUGGGGAAUACAGCCCGUUGUAAGUGAACAAACUUGAUUCAGCAGUUAAGAUUGAUCCAGUGUGACAGGUGUGGCGUAUAUGAAAAGCUUGUUUACAAUAUGUGUCUUAAUUAUCAUCUGCAGAGGUAGCUUCUCAUUUUCUGCCAGGCAUAGGUAUGACGAUAAUGACAUAGGUGUCAAGUUGUGGUAUAUUUCAAACAUCUUUAUUAAAUAACUCCAGAGUAGGGAUGUUCCGAUACCAUUUUCUUUAGAAUGAGUACCGAUACUUUAUUUCUGAUACUCACUGAUACCGAGUAUGAUACCUGUUUUUUUUUUUUUCUGAACUCCAUAUCAACAGAUUAUUUCAAUUUUAUCUUCAAAAUUGUGUUUAAAUAAAUGAAUGAAUUAAAACUUUAAUCAAAUAAAAAUAUAACAAUUCA
Molecule: messenger RNA, 1999 nt
Organism: Myxocyprinus asiaticus (Chinese sucker)
Lineage: Eukaryota; Metazoa; Chordata; Actinopteri; Cypriniformes; Catostomidae
Product: protein FAM199X
Exons: 7
Coding region: 160-1284 (374 amino acids)
Source: RefSeq, a predicted model, not a curated record